Molecule: messenger RNA, 2126 nt
Organism: Xiphophorus couchianus (Monterrey platyfish)
Lineage: Eukaryota; Metazoa; Chordata; Actinopteri; Cyprinodontiformes; Poeciliidae
Product: EH domain-containing protein 2-like
Exons: 6
Coding region: 193-1830 (545 amino acids)
Biological process (GO): endocytosis; endosomal transport
Cellular component (GO): cytoplasm; plasma membrane
Molecular function (GO): GTP binding; calcium ion binding; protein binding
Source: RefSeq, a predicted model, not a curated record
CUGGCUUCUUGUUAGGUGCAGCUGCAGCCUCCGGUUACACCCUCUCCACCCUCUCAACGUCCCCGCUUGCAGGAUGGAGCAGACAGCUGGAGGAUUCUGAUCAUACUCCUUCUGUGCGCUCACUUCUCCAGUUUGGUCUUUAAACUCUGAAGAACGUCCACCUCGCGAAGAGAACAGGGAAACGUUUUCAACAUGUCUAUCCGGAGGUUCUGGAGCAGCCCGAAAACACUGGGAGAUGUUACCGUUGUGACAGAAGAGCUGAAGAAUCUUUACUACAAGAGGCUGCUGCCUAUUGAGAAGCACUACUCCUUUCAUCACUUUCAUUCACCAAGUUAUGAGGAUGCAGACUUUGACAACAAGCCAAUGGUUCUGGUAAUGGGUCAGUACUCGACAGGAAAGACGACUUUUAUCAGGUAUUUGUUAGAGGAAGAAUUCCCUGGCAGCAGAGUUGGGCCAGAGCCAACCACUGACUGCUUCACUGCACUCAUGUACGGAGAAGAGGAGCGAGUCACCCCUGGGAACGCCAUCACAGUGGAUCCCAAGAAACCCUUUCGCAACCUUGACCCUUUCGGAAAUUCUUUUCUAAACAGAUUUCAGUGUGUGCAGAUGCCAAAUCCAGUCCUUGAGAGUAUCAGCAUAAUCGACACGCCUGGGAUCUUGACUGCCGCUAAACGAAAACUUAGCCGAGGCUAUGACUUUCAAGCAGUACUGCGCUGGUUUGCAGAGCGUGUGGAUCGAAUCAUCCUGCUAUUCGAUGCACACAAACUGGAGUUCUCCGAUGAGCUCACCAGGGCCUUUGGAGCUUUGUAUGGCUACGAGGACAAGCUGCGUGUGGUUCUCAACAAAGCUGACAGGGUGGACUCGCAACAGCUCAUGAGAGUGUAUGGCGCCCUCAUGUGGUCGCUGGGGAAAGUGUUCCGAACCCCUGAAAUCUUACGUGUUUAUAUUGGGUCGUUCUGGUCAGAGCCGAGGCAGAGGUGCGACCACUACAAGCUAAUAGAGCUGGAGGAAGAGGAUCUACUAACGGAUAUAAGGAACCUGCCACGCAACGCCACAGUGAGAAAGCUGAACGACCUGGUGAAGAGAGCACGUUUAGUCAGGGCUCAUGCACACAUUAUCAGCCAUCUAAAGCAGGAGAUGCCAACAAUUUUUUGCAGAGAAAGCAAGAAGCACAACCUGAUCUAUGAGCUUCCUGUUAUUUUCACCAAGAUUCAGCAACAGCAUCGAGUCCCAGCUGGUGACUUUCCUGACUGCACCAAGAUGCAGGAGAAACUUUUGGGUCAAGAUUUUUCAAAGUUCAAGACUCUGAAGCCAAGCCUGAUGAACUCCUUGAACAAACUGCUAACGACUGACAUAGCCAGUCUGGUUCCUUUAUUCCAGCAGCAAGAGCAGAGGAAGAAAUCGCUACCUGCCGUGUUGGAUGGUGAAUUUUUGGGAACAUUCCGGCGUGAUCAGUUCAAGGGAGAUCCGUUUAAGGAAAUGCUCAAAGAUGAUGAGAUCAGCGAAGCAGAUUCUGAUGAAUGGGUUGUGGAGAAAUACAAACCUAAAUAUGAUGAGAUCUUCUACAAUCUAAGUCCACAUGAUGGCAAACUCAGUGGCACCAAAGUCAAAGAGUGGAUGACGACCACUCAUUUGCCCAAUUCGGUACUGGCUCACAUCUGGAGACUGGCAGAUGUAGACAGGGAUGGAAUGCUGGACAACGAGGAAUUUGCGUUGGCAGUCCACCUGAUUGAGGGGAAGCUGGACGGACACUGGUUGCCCAGAGAACUUCCUUCCCACCUGGUUCCACCCUCCAAGCGGCUUAGUACAUCAAGCGAUGCACCAGCAUAAUCUUUUUAUCAGAAUCAAGAAGAUUCGAGGAGACAUCACUUGUAUAAUUUGUACAAAAUAUUUUAAGCAAACCUGAUGUUACUGAUUGCGGAGCCCAUAAAAAUGUGCAGUGUUUUAUAUAUUCAUAAACUUAUCACUGUCCAUUCGAGCACUUAUCAGAUUUUGUCCUCUCUAACAUAAAGUGUGGUAAAUUUAUUAAAAACAUUUGUAUUAUUAUUUUAAGUUUUACAAUAUUUCGUCAUUAUAAUACCCUUUCUGUCCUUCAACUUUUUACAAACCUAGGUGGCAGAAACGAC